AUUAUCGUCGAAUAGGCACUGAACUCAAGCAGUUGGGUAUAGACACACAUCGGGCGAACAGGCAGAUAGAUUGAUUGACUGCACGCCGGCUGGUUGGCAAAGGCGAAGGUCGAUCAUUGCCUGACAUAAUUAUUGAUUUACGUUUAUUGCGUCUACUCACCGUAAAUUAGAUACUCAUUUCCAAUAUGCAAAUUCGCGACAUGUGGCGGAUAUACUCGCACGUCGUUCUUCUUCUCGUCGUCGUGUCCUCGACGUAUUGUUCAGCCGUCAACGAGACCAAGUUUGUAAAUACAGACAAGUCGAAAUUCAAGAUACUGAGUGUUUUCGGACAUCUCGGGAAGAGUCACUUCGACGUGUUCAAGCCGCUUCUGGAGGAAUUGGCUCGCCAUGGUCACGAAAUCACCGUGAUCUCGUACUUUCCGCGAACUGACAGCGCCAAGGCGAAGGAACCGCUGCCUAAUUACAAGGACAUCAGUUUGGUGGAUCCUAAGGUGGGUGUCUACGUCAACGUUGUGGAUCUUCAUCAAGUCAGUCAUUCGCGCUUUUUCCUAGCGACCCAGCUUCUUUUGUUGAGGUCCAUGGCUGAUUUCGCGUGCCAGACUGGUCUGCGACACCCACUGAUCACGGAGUUCCUUCGACGCGACGAGAAAUUCGACGUGAUCCUCACGGAGAACUUCAACACCGACUGCUUCCUGGGCUUCAUUCAUCAUUUCAAAGCGCCCUACCUGGCCCUCUCGUCACACCAGAUCAUGCCUUGGACCAACGAGGACAUGGGCAACGAGGACAAUCCCAGUUACAUCCCGAAUAUAUUUUUCGGCCUCACCAGGCCCAUGGAUCUCAUCGACAGAAUGAAAAACGCCGUGACAUUGCUGUUGUUUAACGCAGCUUACGAUUAUUGGUUCCGGCCCGCCGAUCAAGCCAUCGCCAACGAAGUGUUCGGUCCGGAUCUUCCUGAGCUUAGUGAAAUCGCUCGGCAGUCGAGAGCGUUGCUGGUGAACACCCACAACAGCUUUCAUGGCAGCAGACCCCAACUGCCGAACGUGAUCGAAGUCGGUGGCCUUCACAUUCCGCCCAAGGUCAAUCCGGUACCAAAGGACAUCGCCAAAUUCCUCGAUAGCGCGAAUGACGAAGGAGUGCUCUACUUCAGCCUCGGCUCCAUGAUUAAAUCGACGACCAUGCCGAAGGAGAAGCUGGACGCGAUUCUGAACGUGAUCGAGUCCAUUCCUCGAAAGGUGAUUUGGAAGUGGGAGAGCGACGAGUCGCCGCGAAAAAUGGACAACGUUAUGACCAGGAAGUGGCUGCCUCAAUUUGACGUCAUGAAUCAUCCAAAUAUCAAGUGUUAUUUGGGUCACGGAGGACUUCUCGGACUCUCGGAGUCUGUCUACAUAGGACUCCCGUCGAUUUUGAUACCGAUGUUUGGCGAUCAGUUUCAUAAUUCGGCUGCAGUGAAGACCAGAGGUGCCGCGAUAGUACUAGAUUUCAAUAAUUUCAACGAACAAUACUUUAGACAAGCUGUGGACGCCUGUUUCAACGAUACCAGUUAUCGUGAGAACGCCCAGAGGCUUUCGAAAGCUUACCGUGAUCGACCUGCCACGCCGUUGGAGACGGCGGUAUGGUGGACGGAAUACAUCGCCCGAGGCAAUGGCAUUCCUUACUUACGCAGCGAAGGCGCGGAUCUACCCUGGUACCAGCUGCAUCUCAUCGACGUGGCGCUCGUUUUGAUUAUCGGGUUCGCGGCGUUCAUCUACAUCUUCUUCCGGCUGAUCAAGCUGCUGCUGUCGCUGCUCAAAGGAACAGCCGGAAGCCAGGCUGGGAAGACGAGCAAGCGGAAGAAGGACUGAUGACAGACGCGUCGAAAAAUCCGCGAUUUCCAAGUGAGGAGACGAACAGGAUUUUUUUUAGUAAGAAAUACUGUUGACUAAUUCGUACAAAUUACGAAUAAAUUUAGAGAGGAUGUAAUGAACGGAUAGAAAUAAAUAUCGCCAUCGCGGAAGAUUCAUCUGUCAGAGAAUGAUAUUGGAGGAGUAAAAGAGUGUUGAAGUCGUUUUUUUAUAUUAUUAACUCUUUUGCUUUAAAUAAUUCUAGGCGAAAUUAGAGGAAAAAUGUGUGAUAAAUCCACGUCGAUUGGUUUUAGCUUAAUUAUUCGAUCGGCAAUUUCUCUUAUCCGACCUUAAAACCUGGCGUGGAACAAAGUCAUUUAAUUUCUGGAUAGUUCUGCAGUAUUUUAUGGUAUCCAAGUAUAACCGUUAACUGAAACUCUGUCCGAGCAGAUGGUGUAAAACUUAUAGUUUGCGAGUUUUUCUUUUUUUUUUAUUAUUUUCUCCUGUUUUACGACAGCGAAACUAUCCUUCAUUUUCUCCCAACUUGCGUGGCAUUAAGCAUUUGUUCUUUCAUUGUGAUUGCAAUCGGAGUUAAAGUUUAUUACUUUCAUUGUUAUGUGCAGUGUGUCUAGUAUAAGCUCAUUCCUUACACAUACAUUUCAAAUAAAAUUAUAAAUUUUAGAUAGUUUAUUAAUUUUGAAAGAUUAUUCAAACAUUAGCUUAUGUGUCUAAUUUAAUAAACCUUUUAUAAUAAAAUACUGUGUCUUUAA
Messenger RNA from Nylanderia fulva, 2590 nucleotides. Its product is annotated as UDP-glycosyltransferase UGT5. Gene Ontology annotation, molecular function: UDP-glycosyltransferase activity. Lineage: Eukaryota; Metazoa; Arthropoda; Insecta; Hymenoptera; Formicidae. The record is from RefSeq and is a predicted model, not a curated record.